UUAAAAAGUGUUUCUGUCCGCGUUCAAGUGCGCGAAAAACACCGUUUUGUCCCGCAGUGUGAGAAAAGCGCGGAGGACAGGACAGGCUGGGGGAGGACGAGCCGAGCGAGGAAGAAGGAGGAGGAGGAGAAUGGAGAAUGGAGACAAGUUGAGGAAUUUGAGUCUUGUUUGAAGGGGGAAGAGAAGAAAAGAACAGAGAGAGAAAAAAAAGAGAGACUGAAACUAGCAGCUCUCGGAUGAGAUGUGAGAGGAGAAGACUGGCCGCAGAAGCAGCGCACUCUGCCAUUCAAAUGACACUCAAAUAUCGUGUUUCAACACAUAUCUUUAACUCAGCUCUUCUGUCGUUAUUUUUUUUUUAACUUUGCUGAAGUUUUUUUUCUGUUUCGUUUGGCUUGACCUUCUGGACAGCCGAGAGUUUGUACCUCCUUUUAUUCUGGAAAAAGUGUUUUCUGCCGUUUUACCAUCUUUUUUUCCCUAACUUUUUCGGCUGGGCGGUUCAUUGUCCACUUACAGUCCUCUUAAGUUUGGAUAUUUUUUACAGAAGAAAACUUAAGAGAAAUUGUUGAGCGGGGCGAAACUUUUUGAAAGUCUCUUAAGUUUUGGAGGUGUCCGCGCGCCGGCUUCCCGCUCCGGAGCUUUUGUUCUUUGGCGCUCGGGUUCGAGGGCUCGCGGGGGAUGCGGUGAUGCGGAGUGUCGCGCUUUCCCACGCAGACACGCGGGAACCCGCUGCAGGAGCGCGGAGCUCACAUUCGUCUGGAUCGUCCCGGGACAGGAGCAUGAAGGCUGCGCCCGGGUCCGAGCGGCUGGUGGCGCUGCUGGCAGCGGCGGUGGCGGCGCUGCUGUGGAGCCCGGUCGCCGCAGACGCCGGAGCGCUCGUCUCCUUAGGGCCAAGAUUCGUCCAGAGUCCAGCCAACAUGACGCUGUCUCAAGGCAAACCGGUGAAAAUGCAGUGCAUGCUCCAGAUGGAUGGAAGCUACGAGUUGCCGCCAGAUGUGCUUUGGCAGAAGGACAUUCAGGCUCUGGAUUUUGCAGACACCAGCCAGAUGCAGAUCCCCAUCAACGAGGACACCUGGAUGGUCAUCAGUGAGCUCAGCAUCCAUGAGGUACAGCUGUCAGACAUGGGCAGCUACCGCUGUGUGGCAAAUUUCAAAGGGCAAGAAACUGUGUCUCUGGUGGGAUACAUCCAGCUGGAAGGUCUUCCACACUUUUCCGAGGAACCCCGGGACAUAUUAGUAGUGGCCAAUGUCAGCCUGAGCCUGCGCUGUGUGGCCCAUGGGCCGCCUGAACCAGUCAGGGUCAUCUGGCUGCAGGACGGGGUGCCACUUAACAUCCUGCAGGAUCCUGUGUCUUUGUCACCCUCCACACUGACCCUUCCAGGGCUCAACAAAACCAGCACGUUUUCCUGUGAGGCCCACAACCGCAAAGGUGUGGCCACCUCGGGCUCGGGCACCGUGACUGUCAUCCCUUCCCAGCCACAGGAAGUGCGGGCCAUUCAAGUCAGCAGCUCUAGCCUGCACAUUGCCUGGCGGGCCAGUUUUGGCGGGGUCUACCCUAUCACCGAGUGCUCCAUCCAGGUCACGGCGUGCAGCGAGGACCUCACUGAGCUGCCUGCAACAGUGAUCCGACAUCAGAGUAUGAAUUCAGCACCGUCAGAUCAUGUGAUCUCGGACCUGAAGCCUCUCACAGAGUAUAACGUGCGGGUGGCCUGCAGCAGCACCCAAGGGGAGUCACCCUGGACACCAUGGGUGACAUUGCACACCUCGGAAGGAGUGCCCGACUCACCCCCGGCGAACGUGACUGCCAUCCUCAAUGGGACCAAUGUUAUUGUGAGUUGGGAAGAACCCCCCGGUGAGCUCAACGGACAUCUGCUGGGGUAUACAGUGGAGUACAUUGCCCCGAACAUGGAGCAGACUGUCCUGGAUGCCGGGCUGGACCGCGAACUGUCUUUAAACCUAUCUGUGCCUCUGUCCAACGUCUCGCUCCGGGUGUGCGCCUACACCAGGUCCGGAGCGGGGCCCUGGAGCCAGCUCCUCACGCUGACCCUCACGCAGCCCGCAAUCGGGGAGCUACAGUCCAGAGGCCUUUCCUCCUCUUCGAACCUCUCCUGGCAGUGGUGGUACGUUGCCAUGGCGAUUGUCAUCACCGUGGCACUGGCGACACUGGCAGCGGUCUAUGUGACGAGACGGAGACGCAAAGAGACGCGCUUUGGGGAGGCGUUUGAGCCCAUGAUGCAGAGAGGGGAGCUGGUGGUGAGGUACCAGGCUCGCCGCACUUACAGCCGCCGGACCAACGAGGCCACUUUGAACCGCCUUGGUAUCAGUGAUGAGCUCAAGCAGAAGCUCCAAGACGUGAUGGUGGACAGGCACAAGUUGACAUUGGGCAAGACUCUGGGAGAAGGGGAGUUUGGUUCUGUUAUGGAAGGCCUUCUUACCCAGGAGGAGACCGUGCUCCGAGUGGCAGUGAAGACCAUGAAAAUUGCUAUCUGCACCCGCACCGAGAUGGAGGACUUCCUCCGAGAAGCUGCAUGCAUGAAGGACUUUGAUCACCCCAACAUCAUGAGACUCCUUGGUGUAUGCCUCCAGACGGUGGAAGGUGAGGGCUAUCCUUCGCCUGUGGUCAUUCUGCCCUACAUGAAGCACGGAGAUCUGCACAGCUAUCUGCUCUACUCCCGGCUUGGCGACUGCCCUGUGUUCCUCCCAACACAGAUGCUAGUGAAGUUCAUGACUGACAUUGCACGUGGGAUGGAGUAUCUGAGUAGCAAGAAUUUCAUCCAUAGAGACCUGGCAGCCAGGAACUGCAUGCUCAAUGAGAACAUGACUGUGUGCGUGGCUGACUUCGGCCUCUCAAAGAAGAUAUACAAUGGAGACUACUACAGGCAGGGCCGCAUUUCCAAGAUGCCCGUUAAGUGGAUUGCCAUUGAGAGUCUAGCUGAUAGAGUGUACACAAGCAAGAGCGAUGUGUGGUCAUUCGGAGUGACGAUGUGGGAGAUCGCUACCAGGGGGCAGACACCCUACCCUGGAGUGGAGAACAGUGAGAUCUAUGACUACCUGAGGCAGGGUAACCGCCUCAAACAGCCCCCAGACUGCCUGGAUAGCAUCUACGCCCUAAUGUUCUCCUGCUGGCUGCUGAGCCCCAAAGACCGACCGGGCUUCGAGUUCUUGCGCUGCGAGCUUGAGAAGACACUGGAGGAACUGCCAGACCUUCAGGACCCUGAUGAGAUACUGUACGUCAACAUGGAGGAGGCAAGGCCUGAGCUAGGAGCGGUGGGGGGGCGGGAUCCCCUAGGAGUUGCCCCUCCGUUCUCCCUGAAGGGACCGGACCCAGUGACAGCCAGUGCGGAUGUGCACCAGCCUGGUCGCUACGUUCUCUGUCCGCAGCACGAGACCCAGAGAUUCCUCACAGACUCCCUGGAGAGCCUCACUCUGCCAGCCUCCUCUUCUCUUCCAAUGGUGCACCUGGAGCCCUCUGGUAGCUCCACUCGUGCGGCCACUCCCACCCCAGAGGAGCUGGAGGAGCAUGGCCACACCGUGAGGAAAGUCCCCUGGGAGUGAGACUUUUUCACACAGCCGUUGCAGUCCUUUGGCAGUGGACCCCAAACAGACUACACAGAGGGCAGUGCUCUUCACCUCAGGUGGAGAACUUUGCUGAGCUUCUGUCACAUUGAGGUACAGGAACAUGAACUCCUUUGCAGGAGAAUAUACCUUAUCAAAAUCUCCCUAUAAUGAAAGCACUCGCAUUUUAAAAGAGGGUGAAAGUACACAUCUCAGAAACAUGUAAAGUGGUGCAUUCGAAGCACAAAAUUCACAAUUAUGCCAUCCAGCACGUUGUCCAAACAGAGAGCAAAAAGAUCUGUCCCGCAGGAAAUCCAAAGUCAAUGCACCUCCUGUCUGCCAAAAUUUAAUAGCAGCAUCAGUAGCAAACAGCGUCUACAUUAUUGAAAACCUGCGAGUUAUGACUGCUGACACAAUUAGGCUUCCUUGGUACUCUUAACCGGCAGUUUUAAACUGAUUAAUAUCGCCUUGUGUAACAAAAGUCAAGACCCUCUGAUCCACACGUCCCAAUAUCCCCAGAGAGUCAGAAAUGGGGAAAAAAGCCUGAUGCAACUGACUGUUACCUACAUUGACCUGACAAUUAAAACCAAGACCACAGCAGCGCCCUGAACAGAUGGCAUUCGGCUCUGCAGACAGAUUCAAUGAACUGUUAAAGAGAGAUGGAGAAAACAUUCAGAAUACAUCAAGAAUAUGCUGGAAUAUGUAUAUUGUCCAGAAUGCACAUUACAGUGUAGUGGAUCUCACCUCCACCACACCUCUAGUGACCUUCCUAACUCAGGGUCAAGGGAGAGACAAGUGUUCCGGGCCACAGGAGCAAAGGGUUGCCAUAUGAGGGUGUACUGGACAUGCAGAACCUUUGCAGCAUCCCAGAGGCUCACCGAGCCCUGGUUCAAGUCACAUUCAGUGGCUCAAGCACAGUAUUAUUUUAUUUUGUUUUGUUUUUAAGCAGUACUUUGCACUAAUAUAAAUAUAUAUUUCUCAUGUAAUCAUAUUGUAGCUCUAUUGUAUGUCUUCCUAUCAUCUAAUUCAAUAUUUCAUGUAAUAUUCCUUCAUAAAAGCUGCUCACUCCACAGAUUAGCACUCUUCAUGUUUCAGUCUGAUGACGAUCUGGAAUACCGAGUGUAUUUUAAUGGUCACUGAGGGUUUCAUCAUGAGAUCAAGCCCAUCUGUCUUGUCGACAUGUUCACAGUCAUAGCGAUCUGACAAAGCACAAGGCUCGUGGUCUUCCCAGACCACCAUCCCAGUUUCCAUUCCCAGCAGUUAUUCUGGGAUUAUAGGGAUUUGUGGGCCUAGGAUAACCUGCAGAUUUGGAGCCUCGAGGUUUGCGAUUCCCAUAAGGAGACUUUGCUUUUAGCCUAUUGUUUAAUUCAUUUACUGUAUGACGAAAGAAUUUAUGAUUAAAACAUCAGCUAAGCAACAAUUCUGUGGAUACCCCUGUCCAUGUCACCUGAUGUUAUAAGACAUAACUACACAGAUUCGUAGCGGCUGCCAUAAAAUGAGAGGCUGAGAACGAUUCAGAUCCUACUUUGUAUUUCGUUGAUGGGAUUGGACAUGGCCCACAAAAGUUGGCUAAAGUGGUGAUGACCACAGGAGAAGAUUAAAAACAAUGUGCUACCAUUUGUGUAGCAGCUGCUAGGACCUCUAUUAAUCUCUGGGGUUUUGGUGGUUUUCCCAGCAAUCUGGCUUUCACUUUGUUAGCUGUACAAUUUCCAGAAAAAGUUUCCUUGAGAUCUGAGUCACUGCAGCACACUGCAAAUGUGUUCGGACGACAGCUCAGAACAGGUGUGUGUUCCAGGGAAUCACAAAAAUUGAUAACGGACAACACAACAAGGCACUAGAUGUGGAGUUGCAGUAUUUUUUGUUGAUUUUUUUUGUAACUAAGUAGUAAUGAAUUGAAAUAAUACACCCAUUUAAUUCCCGAUACAAUUAUCUGGAAUGUGUAUAUAAUGUCUAUGGAUUUAUAGGUCCUGCACAAUGAUUUUACCUUCAUCUUAAGGGCUAAUAUGAUGGGUGCCUCUGCGUUCUGUUUAUAUUUUCUUGUUCAUGUUAUUGUUCUUUUGGUUUUGCUAUAAGAUAUACUGCCAUUUAGUUUUCGUGACUGUGAUAAGUCAGUCCUGUUUAGUGAUUUUGUUUUUCCUUUCCCUACAUUAUCUGCAACAUCACAAAUGUUAUUAGUUUAGAAUUAUAACAACUGAUUUAAAAUAAUAAGGAAUGAAUGAACUGUGAACUUGUCACAGGAAUGGGAUGGUGAGCCACAUAGCCAAAG
Molecule: messenger RNA, 5817 nt
Organism: Scleropages formosus (Asian bonytongue)
Lineage: Eukaryota; Metazoa; Chordata; Actinopteri; Osteoglossiformes; Osteoglossidae
Product: tyrosine-protein kinase receptor UFO-like
Exons: 20
Coding region: 684-3551 (955 amino acids)
Biological process (GO): multicellular organism development; negative regulation of apoptotic process; platelet activation
Cellular component (GO): plasma membrane; signaling receptor complex
Molecular function (GO): protein binding; transmembrane receptor protein tyrosine kinase activity; ATP binding
Source: RefSeq, a predicted model, not a curated record